Akanthomyces muscarius is the source of this 2073-nucleotide messenger RNA. RefSeq lists its product as uncharacterized. Gene Ontology annotation, molecular function: DNA binding; histone binding. The record is from RefSeq and is a predicted model, not a curated record. Gene Ontology annotation, biological process: positive regulation of DNA-templated transcription. The transcript is spliced from 3 exons. Gene Ontology annotation, cellular component: SWI/SNF complex. Lineage: Eukaryota; Fungi; Ascomycota; Sordariomycetes; Hypocreales; Cordycipitaceae. The coding region runs from base 1 to 2073 and encodes 690 amino acids.
AUGGAAGGCGCCGCGGCGUUUGGGUCUCCCAGUAACGGGGAGUCCCCCAACGGCAACCCUAUUCUUGCACAACCUCCUUUGGAAGGAGAGAACUCUGCAGGUGCUGGUCAAGCCGACGUGCAAAUGUCGGAAACCGGCGCGCAAGAAGCAACCAUUAAGCAAGAUAGCUCCACGCCCAACCCUGCCGCCGCGUCCGAGAACCCGCUUGAUGCGCCUGUAGCCCCGGCCGCUGCCACCACCGCCCAGCCCGACGAAGAGAUGGGCGACGCGCCAACAGAGGCCAAGGAAGGGGGUGAGACUGGUGCUGGUGCUGCCGAAACUGAAGGUCAAGAGACCAAGUCAAAGGAGACUAUCGAGUCCGCGGCUCGCGAUCACCUCAUCUCGCAGGCUCAUGCCAUCGUUCUCCCCAGCUACUCGACCUGGUUCGACAUGAACGCCAUCCACGAGAUUGAGCGCAAGGCCAUGUCCGAGUUCUUCAACAACCGCAACCGAAGCAAAACCCCGGCUGUGUAUAAAGACUACCGCGAUUUUAUGAUCAACACCUACCGCCUCAACCCUGUCGAAUACCUCACCGUCACUGCCUGCCGCAGAAACUUGGCAGGUGAUGUUUGCGCCAUUAUGCGUGUGCAUGCUUUCCUCGAGCAGUGGGGUUUGAUCAAUUACCAGGUCGAUGCCGAGCAGCGCCCAUCACCUGUGGGCCCGCCUUUUACUGGCCAUUUCAAGAUUAUCUGCGACACGCCUCGCGGUCUGCAACCCUGGCAGCCGUCUGCUGAUCCUAUUGUGCUCGAGGGCAAGAAGAAUGCCGACACUGAAAGCAAGGCAACCGCGGCCGCACCCUCCAAGGGCGACCUCAACCUGGAGAUCGGACGCAACAUCUACGAAGCCAACGCCAAGGGAACCACCGUCAGUAAGAUUGAAUCUGGUGCGAACGGCGAAUCUGCUGCCACAAACGGUGUGACUGGCUCGCCCGACCUCACCAAGACCCCGAUCGCCAAGGUCAAUUGCCACCAGUGUGGCAACGACUGCACUCGCGUCUACUACCAUAGCAACCAGACAGAUGCCAGUACAAAGGGCAAGUUUGAUCUGUGCCCCAGCUGCUUCACCGAGGGCCGUCUGCCCGCCAACCACACCGCUAGCAUGUAUGCCAAGGUUGAGAACCCUACGUACACUGCGACCGUUGACCGCGAUGCUCCCUGGACCGACGCUGAGACCUUGAGGCUCCUUGAGGGACUCGAGCGAUUCGAUGAUGACUGGGGUGAGAUUGCCGAGCAUGUUGGCACACGUACAAGAGAGGAGUGCGUGCUGCAGUUCCUGCAGCUGGACAUUGAGGAGAAGUACCUUGACGCGGAGACACAACCAAAUGCCCCAUCUGGCCUCUCUCUGCUAGGAUCCCAGGGUGGCCAGCUACCUUUCAGCCAAGUGGACAACCCCGUCAUGUCGGUUGUUGGCUUCCUCGCGAGCCUUGCUGAUCCCGCCAGCACUGCUGCCGCUGCCAACAAGUCUGCGGAAGCCCUGAAGCGCAAUCUUCGCAAGCAGCUGGAUGGAAGCAAGACUGCCACCAACGGCGGCAGUGCCGAGGCUGGAGACGACAAGGAGAAGAACGAGUCGAUGGAUCUGGACGUCCGUAAGGAGGACCCCAGCACCAAGCAGUCGAAGAGCGCCGAGUUGGCAUCUAUCCCGCUGGCUUCGAUGGGAGCUCGCGCGGCCGCGUUUGCUUCCCACGAGGAGCGUGAGAUGACGCGCCUGAUCUCUGCGGCGACCAACGUCAUGCUGCAGAAGCUGGAACUGAAGCUCCAAUACUUUGGCGAGCUGGAGGCUGUUCUCCGUGAGGAGCGCCGAGAGCUUGAGCGGGGCCGUCAACAACUAUUUUUGGACCGCCUUGCGUUCCGUAAGCGUGUGCGGGAGGUGCAGGACGGCCUGCAGGCGGCGGCGGAAGCCGGGGGCGAGCAGGCUGCACGCCUGGCGCAAGACGCCAUGCGGGACGGCGACUCGCUUGGAUUCCAGGCGGUGCCGGCCGGGGCCGGUAUGCAGCCCCCGAGCGCGGAGGGCGCAGUCAAGUCAUUCGAGGCGUAA